Ctenocephalides felis (cat flea) is the source of this 656-nucleotide messenger RNA. RefSeq lists its product as uncharacterized. NCBI's taxonomy places the organism in Eukaryota, Metazoa, Arthropoda, Insecta, Siphonaptera, Pulicidae. The coding region runs from base 66 to 656 and encodes 196 amino acids. The record is from RefSeq and is a predicted model, not a curated record. The transcript has 2 exons.
GACGUAAACGGCUAUGGAGUCGUUCUUGGUUGCUGCGGCAUGACCAGCAAACGACUUCCUUAAAUAUGGUUUUUAAUGAACUAGAUGCAGAAGAUCCGGCCAGUUUCUCAAAUUACACGCGAAUGGAAAAUGGUAUUUGGAAUGAUUUGUUGGAAAUGGUAACACCAUAUAUAAAGAAAGAGGAUACAGUUAUGAGGCAAGCUAUAUCACCGAGAGACAGGCUUUGUAUUACAAUUCGGUACUUGGCAACAGGAAAUUCGUUUAGAGACAUUAGUUAUUCAACUCGAAUUGCACCUAAUACCAUAUCCCAAAUCGUUAGAGAAACUCUUGAAGCAAUUGUAACCGUUCUUCAAGAUCAUUUUAUAAAAUUUCCAUCUUCAGCACAAGAAUGGGAAGCUGUUGCACACAAAUUUGAGACAACAUGGAAUUUUCCUCACUGCAUAGGGGCAUUGGAUGGAAAGCAUAUAAGAUUUCGUCCAUCACGAAGUGAUGGUUCGAAAUACAGAAAUUAUAAAGGAUAUGACAGCAUAGUACUCUUAGCUCUUGCCGAUGCAGAUUAUAAAUUUUUGUUUGUUGAUGUGGGAAGAAACGGCCGUAUGCAUGAUUCAACCGUCUUUCAUACAAGCCUAUUAGGCAUAAAAAUGGAUAUAUAUUAA